This is a messenger RNA of Tetrahymena thermophila SB210, 1908 nucleotides long. Its product is annotated as tetratricopeptide repeat protein. Lineage: Eukaryota; Ciliophora; Oligohymenophorea; Hymenostomatida; Tetrahymenidae. The transcript has 4 exons. The record is from RefSeq and is a predicted model, not a curated record.
AUGAGCUGGUAAAUAUAUCAAACAAAUUAGUAUUUUAGAAAAAUACUAUAAGGCAAGGUAAUCAAAAACUAUAAUCACAUACCAGCUAUUUAUAAUAUAGAUAGAGCAAAUCUCAAUAAAGAAGACCCAACUAUUAUGCAACUGUUUUAAAAAAAUUCUAUCUAUACAAGUGCAUGGCAUCAAAUAAAUAAAUCGCACAUAAUUGAUUUGGAUCAAAUAGAAUUAUAGAAUGUUGAUAAUUCAUUUCUUGUUGAUUCUCUUUGGAAACCUCUACAGUACGAAAACAAAUAUUAAUAUUCAUAAAGACCUUUGAAAUUUAAAGAAAUGUAUUUAGAAUUUGAUUAUGAUGGUUUAAUUUAUAGCACAAACUAAAAUAUUACUCUUUACAAUUAAAAAAUUUAGCCUAAUUGUUAAUACUAAGGUUAUUUUCCUCCAGACUUAAGAUGUAUUUACAAUUUUAGCUAGAUUACUGGAAAUAGCUCUUUAGUUGCUUUUUCUCCAGAGGUAUUUGCAUUAAAUAAUUCUCAACAAGUAACUUAAACAUUUUGUUAAAGGAGUUUCAUUUUUAACUCUUCAAGUAUUUAUUCAAGAAAUGAAAAAGGUUCUAUCUUAUGCUUAAGAUUAGACUUAGACCUAACUAAUUUAUAUUUUAAUAACUAUGGCUAAAAUUCUAAACUUUAAAUUCUUUUAAGUUCUGAAUAUCAAUCGGUUAUUUAUAAUUCAUUACUUAAACAAAUAAAAAUGUCUCAACUACCAACUUUACAAGAUUUUGAGAUAAAAUAUUUGCAAGAUGGAAGUUCAGAUUUUAAUUUCUUAAAAUAAAUUUAAAAUAAUUAAUAAUUUAUUGUUGAAAAUCUAAACAAAAUCAAUAUUAUUGGAUUCAAUAGGGAAAACGAGUAGUAUUAAUUUCAUUACAGUAUAAAUAACUCUGAUUGUUAUGUGAUUUAAAAUCUUAUUACAUUGGUUGACAAAAUGCCUAGCUUUUAUCAUUCUGAAUAAUUAACAAAUUCUUCUGCUAAAUAUCAAAUAAAGAAUAUCUUUAUGUUAAUUGAUAUUGUCUCUAAUGAAAAAAUGGUUGCUUUUUCUGAUAAUAUUCUAAACCAAGCCUUUGAUGAAAAUAUGCAAAAUGACAAAUAAGAUAAAAUCUCUAACAAAUAUUACAGGUCUGAAAGAUUUGUAAAUAGUUUUGGUGAUAGAGAAAAAAAUCAAUUAAAUGGUGAUAAGCUGUAAAUCGAUGAGUCUAUUCAAAAUUACAUCAAAGCAAACUCACUUUCUUAUGAGAUAUUAGAACUUUUUAGUAGCCUUCAAAACCUUUUUAAAUUAUUAAGAUUCACAACAAAAAAUACAUUUAAGGAAGAUCCUAGUUUAAACUUAAUUAAUCUUUGUCUAGAAAUUUAACACUUUGAAUAAUUUAAGAAUAAUCGUGCACUUGGAGUCUGCUUUAACAAUAUUGGUGUUAUUCAUUACAAUUCUGGAAGAUUUUUAGAAUCAAUAGAGAACUUUUAAAAGUCAAUAAUCUAUGCAAAGUAUGAAUUAGAUUUUUAUAGUCACGAUAACAGCUACAAAUCUAAUUACACAUUUAGUUAUUGUGAAAAAACAGAGUAGAGAUUUUUCCAAUUUCAGCAAGCUGAAGGAAUUCAAAAUAAAUAUAAAUCUCAAAGAGAUUUCGGAGAAAGAUCUAAUCAUAGUAAAUUAUUAAUUGAUUAAGAAAAGUAAUAACUUUACUGGAGCUUAUACAAUAGAAUGUAGAAUCAAAUAAAGGCAUUAGGAUCAUAUAUAUACCAACAUAAAUGCUUUAACUUAGCUGAAGAUUUUUAUGGAUGUAUCAAAUAGUUAAUUUAAGUUAGCAAUCAACAUCUCCCACCUUCUGCAAAGAGAGAUAUGUUAAUGCAGUUUUAUAAAGCCUGA